Thermochaetoides thermophila DSM 1495 is the source of this 2439-nucleotide messenger RNA. RefSeq names its product aconitate hydratase-like protein. NCBI's taxonomy places the organism in Eukaryota, Fungi, Ascomycota, Sordariomycetes, Sordariales, Chaetomiaceae. Gene Ontology annotation, biological process: tricarboxylic acid cycle. Gene Ontology annotation, molecular function: 4 iron, 4 sulfur cluster binding; aconitate hydratase activity. The coding region runs from base 1 to 2439 and encodes 812 amino acids. The transcript has 2 exons. Gene Ontology annotation, cellular component: mitochondrion; cytosol. The record is from RefSeq and is a predicted model, not a curated record.
AUGAGGCCAAUCGAGCUUGUCGGUCGGUCAGGCGCCGCCCUGAGGAGGGCCUUCCAAGCCCAACAACUUCGCCGUGUUGCCGUAAGCACGCGACCAUACUCCAGCGCCAGCCCCAAUGGCACGCUGCCCCCAACAUAUGAGAAGCUCUACAGCAAGUAUUCGGAAGUGCGCCGUGUCUUGGGCGCCCAGCGCCUGACGCUAGCCGAAAAGAUCCUCUACAGCCAUCUGGACAAUGUAGAGGAGUCGUUGCUCAGCAAUACCAACAACGGCAAGGAUAUCCGCGGCAAGGCCAACCUCAAGUUGCGCCCGGACCGCGUCAAUAUGCAGGAUGCUUCGGCCCAGAUGGCUCUUCUGCAGUUCAUAUCCUGCAAUGUGCCCCGCACCGCCAUCCCCGCCAGCAUUCACUGCGACCACCUGAUCAUUGGCGAACGCGGUGCUGAAGAGGAUCUGGCAGCGGGUAUCAACACGAACCAGGAGGUCUUCGACUUCCUUGAGUCGUCGGCGAAACGCUACGGUAUCGACUUCUGGCCUCCUGGUGCCGGUAUAAUUCACCAGACUGUCCUUGAGAACUAUGCCCUCCCCGGCAUGAUGAUGCUGGGCACCGACAGCCACUCCCCCAAUGCUGGUGGCCUCUGCACUAUCACCAUUGGUGUUGGUGGUGCCGACGCCGUCGAGGCUCUCGUUGGUGCCCCCUGGGAGCUGAAAGCCCCCAAGAUUCUGGGUGUCAGACUCACUGGCCAGCUCAAUGAUUGGGUCUCUCCCAAGGACUUGAUCCUGCACCUGGCUGGUCUCUUGACUGUGCGCGGUGGCACCGGCUACAUUGUUGAGUACUUCGGCCCUGGUGUCGAGACUCUCAGCUUGACUGGCAUGGCCACCGUCUGCAAUAUGGGUGCUGAAAUUGGCGCGACCACCUCUAUCUUCCCCUUCACUGAGGCUUCGGCCCGCUACUUGAAGGCGACCCGCCGCGAGCAGGCUGCCAAGGAUGCUGCUCUCUUCCAGACCUGGCCCGGCGCCGGUGCGGCCGAGGAUGCCUACUUCCGCUUUAAAGCCGAUGAGGGCGCUCAAUAUGACGAACUUAUCGAGAUCGAUCUGUCCAAGCUUGAGCCUCACCUUAAUGGUCCCUUCACCCCUGAUCUGGCCAUUCCUCUAUCCAAGUUUAAAGAGACUGUUCAGAAGGAGGGCUGGCCCGAGAAACUCUCUGCUGGCCUCAUCGGCAGCUGCACCAAUAGCUCGUACGAGGAUAUGACCAAGGUCGAAAGCAUCGUGCGGGCUGCCCACGAGGCUGGCCUCAAGCCCAAGGCCGACUUCUACAUUACCCCUGGCAGUGAGCAAAUUCGCUCGACCCUCGAGCGCGACGGCACCCUCGAGACAUUCAACAAGGCCGGCGGUAUCCUCCUAUCUAAUGCUUGCGGUCCUUGCAUUGGUCAGUGGAAGCGCCAUGACGGCAUUGAAAAGGGCACACCCAACGCCAUCCUGACCUCCUACAACCGCAAUUUCCGUGGCCGCAACGACGGUAACCCAGCCACCUUGAAUUUCCUGGCUUCACCUGAGAUCGUCACCGCCAUGGCCUACGCCGGCUCGACGACCUUCAACCCCAUCACCGACACCAUCACCACUCCCGACGGCAAGGAGUUCCGUUUCCCGUCCCCACGCGGCAAGGAGGGCCCCGAGACGCCCUUCUCCCAAGGCCGCGAGACCUUCCGUGUUGCCUCUAACCCCCCUGAUCCUUCCGUUCCGGUCGCCAUCUCCCCCAGCUCAGAGCGUCUCGCUCUCCUCGAGCCCUUCGACCCCUUCCCGGCCGGCGACCUGACCGGCCUGCGCGUACUGGUCAAGGUAUCCGGCAAGUGCACCACCGACACCAUUUCCGCGGCUGGCCCCUGGCUCAAGUAUAAGGGCCACCUGCCCAAUAUCAGCGCCAAUACGCUCAACACGGCCGUCAACGCCGAAACGGGUGAAGUGAACGCCGCCUACGACCAUCCGCUCGACGGCAGGAAGUACACGAUUCCCGAGCUGGCCCGCUUGUGGAAGGAGCGUGGCCAGGCAUGGCUCGUCGUCGCUGAGCAUAACUAUGGCGAGGGCUCCGCCCGUGAGCAUGCCGCCCUGCAGCCGAGGUACUUGGGUGCCAGGGUGAUCGUGUGCAAGAGCUUUGCGCGCAUUCACGAGACGAAUCUCAAGAAGCAGGGUGUGGUGCCGCUUACUUUUGAGGAGCCCGAUCGGGAUUAUGAGAGGAUUGGGGCGGGUGAUAUCGUCGAUACCAUUGGGUUGUAUGAGAUGCUACAGAAUGGCGGCAAGGGUGAUGUCAAGCUGCGCGUGACGAAGCAUAAGACGGGCGAGGUGUUUGAGAUCCCUGUUAAGCACCAGGUCAGCGAGGACCAAGCUAAAUUUAUCCUGGCUGGUAGCGCGCUAAAUCUGUUGGCGAAGAACGCGGCGCUGAACUGA